Molecule: messenger RNA, 889 nt
Organism: Pyricularia grisea
Lineage: Eukaryota; Fungi; Ascomycota; Sordariomycetes; Magnaporthales; Pyriculariaceae
Exons: 2
Coding region: 142-693 (183 amino acids)
Biological process (GO): negative regulation of translation; translation
Cellular component (GO): ribosome; mitochondrial large ribosomal subunit
Molecular function (GO): structural constituent of ribosome; mRNA binding
Source: RefSeq, a predicted model, not a curated record
CAACAAGUCUCUUAAACUUGCCAAGGUGUGCAGAGAGGUCGCGAGCUCAGCUUUUUUCCUUUUUUUUUUUUUUUUUUUUGGGAGGAGGAGGCAAACGGCUCCAGCACCUAGAGCACCCAGGGACGCUGGGCAAUCGUCAAAAUGUCACAAACAGUCGGCCUGACCCGGCUCGCCUACUCGCGCGCAUGGCACCACAUCUCAGCCUCGGCGCCUCACCAAGCCCUCAGCACCAUCAAGUCGCCGCCCGAGGCCGUGACGCCGCCUUCGCUGGGCCGCUUAGCCUCGCGCAUUGCCACGAUCCUGAUGGGCAAGCACAAGCCGAUCUGGGACCCUUCGACCGACUGCGGUGACUACGUGGUCGUGACCAACUGCGCGGCCCUGUACACGACGGGCAUGAAGAAGUACCGCAAGACCUACUACCGCCACAACACGCGGCCCGGCUCGCUCAAGUCGGUCACCAUGGACGUCCUGAUGGACAAGUUUGGCGGCUCCGAGGUCCUGAGGAAGGCCGUCAGCGGCAUGCUGCCCAAGAACAGGCUCAGGGACAAGAGGUUGGCCAGGCUCAAGGCGUUUGAGGGCGAGGCCCACCCGUACAAGAGGAACAUAGUGAGGUUUGGUGACAAGGCCGUCGGCAGGCCCGGGUGGGAGGAGGCUGUCAAGGCCAUUCGCGCUGCCGAUAUGAACAGGUUAUAAGAGGCUCGGUUGGGUUCGGAGGCCUGGCUGACCGGAUGAAGAUAAGACACCAAGGCUUGACAUAUGGUAACAACCGUUGAGCCGGAUAUGUAUCAUACCUUGUUUUUUUUACUUGCCAUAAACUGUAUUUUAUCUACGAAAUAUUGAGGUCUACAUGGUGUGCGGUUUCCGAAACGGUAACUGACGGCAACAAGCG